Messenger RNA from Colossoma macropomum (tambaqui), 1169 nucleotides. It is a transcript of the gene psmd10, whose product is annotated as proteasome 26S subunit, non-ATPase 10. Bases 67 to 747 code for a protein of 226 amino acids. The record is from RefSeq and is a predicted model, not a curated record. NCBI's taxonomy places the organism in Eukaryota, Metazoa, Chordata, Actinopteri, Characiformes, Serrasalmidae. Gene Ontology annotation, molecular function: protein binding. The transcript is spliced from 5 exons.
UUUGAAUUUAACGUCCGUUGUUUAGAGCCAAGCAGAGCGGGAUUGGUGUGUUUGUGUGGAGUUGGGAUGGAGGCUUCAGUGUCUAAUUUGGAGAUCUGUAAUUUAGCCUACACAGGCAAAUUUGAGCAGCUGAAGAAAUGCAUUCUGUCUGACAGAAGUCUGGCGACCAAAACAGACCAGGAUCACAGGACUGCUUUGCACUGGGCCUGUUCAGCUGGACAUGUAGAUAUUGUACAGUUUCUUUUGGAUAUUGGAGUUGAAGUGAAUCUUAAGGAUGAUGCUUCUUGGACCCCUCUACAUAUCGCAGCUUCUGCAGGAAGAGAAGAAAUUGUGAGAUCCUUAAUAACCAAAGGAGCACAGCUUAACUCAGUCAACCAGAAUGGUUGCACCCCUUUACAUUAUGCAGCAUCAAAGGACCGAUAUGAGAUAGCCCUGCUUUUAUUGGAGAACGGUGCAGACCCAAAUGCUACAGAUAAACUAGAAUCCACACCUCUACACAGAGCGUCAGCGAAGGGCAACUAUCGUCUCAUCCAGCUUCUCCUAAAACAGAGCGCUUCUACCAAUAUACAGGACUCUGAGGGCAACACCCCUCUCCAUCUUGCAUGUGAUGAAGAGCGGGUAGAGGCCGCAAAGCUCUUAGUGGAACAUGGUGCCAGCAUCUACAUUGAGAAUAAAGAGGAGAAGACACCUUUACAGAUUGCCAAAGGUGGGCUUGGAACUUUGCUUAGGAGGAUUGUAGAAGGCUGAGGAAUGCCCGGCUGGGCAGUGCACUAGCAGCUUCCUGCUGAACUGGUUUACACAGAUGUGAUGAGUGAGCGACUAAGUGGAUGGUGGACAGCAGAACAUUGUUCAUGAAAAUAAGAAGAGAAGAGAGUGUUAUUGACAGGACUUGGGAAUGUUAAGUUUAAAAAUACAAAAUUACAUCAUGUGGUUUAUCCUUAAUGUCAAAACAUUUUCAUUUUUAUAGUGUUAAGCUUAUAAUUUCAGACUUGAUAACCAAACAAACACUUCUCUUGCAUACCCAGGCCAUAGCUAACACAUACCAUAGGUAUUUUGUUCUAAGUAGUUGUACAGGUUUGACAGUAUGGAAAUCUUCAUCACUACAAAGUCAUGUAGUUCAAGAUGGAAACUAUUUUAAAGGAAAAUAAAAUUAAAAAAUGAAAUUUAAA